Molecule: messenger RNA, 3165 nt
Organism: Auanema sp. JU1783
Lineage: Eukaryota; Metazoa; Nematoda; Chromadorea; Rhabditida; Rhabditidae
Source: the annotation of a GenBank genome assembly
AUGAUUAGAGUAUUGCGGUCAACUGAAUGUGCUUAUAGGUUACAAGGCUUAAGAUAUGCUAAUACGUUAUCGAGUCGAGCCGAUGUUGUCGUUUGCGGAGGUGGCAUCGCAGGAACUUCUACCGCUUAUCAUCUUGCCAAAAGAGGGAAGAAAGUUUGCUUAUUCGAAAAAGAUGUAAUAGGAUGUGGUGGGGCUUCGGGAGUGAGUCAAGGACUUGUAACUGCCCCCAUAUUCUGGCAAGAUUCCACCAAUCAACAAUUAGCUGAUAUGUCUCUUAAACUGUAUUCGCAAUUAGCGGAAUCAGGAAAAUUCAAAUUCACGAAAUGUGGAAGGGUGUAUUUGGCUUCGACUCUUCCUAACGAAAUUUUAUUACGUAGAAUGUUUUCUAGAGGUAUUUUGCAUAAUGAUGAUGUCGAACUUAUCGAUUGUCAAACUGAAAUGCUUCAAAGAUGGCCAUAUUUGCAAACAGAGGAUGUACAGCUAGCUCUGUAUUCGCCAGAGGAUAUCGCUCUUGACCAGGUUGCCCUUUGUCAGGAGUUAGCACGUUUAGCUCAAGAAAAUGGUGCGGAAGUUUUCGAAGGAUGUGAAGUUCAAGAAGUUCUUUUGGGAGAUGAGAAGCAAGUGUAUGCAGUUAAAACAUCUUGCGGUCUUGUCGAAGCGCCAGCUUUCGUAGACGCAAGUGGCAUGUGGACUGGUACACUAACCGUGAAAGGGCUACAACAUAGACAUUUACAAACAGCUGCUUAUCCAUGUACUUACUCUUAUAUUCAUACUUCUAAGUUACCAACUGGUUUGGUGUCUGACAACACUCCUGUUUUUAAUGAUCUCGAUGGCAACAUCAUGAUAAGAGCCACUGGGUUCAAAACAUUGUGUUCUGGUUUCCAUGAAGAGGGAGUGAAACCUUUACAGAGACAAGGAGUUGAGUUUGGGCAAUGGCAUUAUCCAGAACCUGAUUGGGACAAAUUCGAAACGUCGCUUGAAAAGCUACUCUAUCGAUGUCCUCUGUUAGGGGAAACAGAUCAUGGUGAUCUUAUAUGUGGGAUGGAGUCUUAUACUCCAGACAAAGCUCCGUGCGUUGGCGAAACCAGCCAAGCCAAAGGCUACUACGUUUUGAACGGUUUGAACGGACAAGGUCUUUCACUAGCUGGAGGUUUAGGACAAAUUCUUGCUGACUGGAUAUGUGAUAAUGUUCCCAAAAUCGAUGUCGCACGAGUUGAUAUCGGGCGUUUCCUAGAAUUACAUGCUAAUACUCAAUACUUAGUUGAACGGGUUCCAGAAAUCGCAGCUAUGACAUAUUCUAAUAUGUACCACUCUCACCAAUGCCAUACUGCGCGAAAUUUAAGAAUGUCUCCUAUUUAUCAUCAGCUUCGUGAUGCUGGCGCGGUUUUUGGAGAAAUUAUGGGAUAUGAACGACCGUUAUGGUUUGAAAAGAACACAAAAUCUGAUAGGAAUGCUCUUCAACAAGGUCAAGAUGUACUACUUGGAAAACCAUCCUGGUUUGAAAGGGUAGCAUCGGAGUAUGAGGCAUGUCGUGAACGGGUUGGAUUGAUGGAUAUGAGCAGUUUCAGCAAAUUUGAUAUCUCGGGACCUGAUGCGGUCAAGUUUCUACAAUACUUAUGUUCUGCGAACAUUGACAGACCUAUAGGGUCUACUGUUUAUACUGGAAUGCAGCAUGACGGAGGCGGAUAUGUAACUGAUUGUACUCUUAGUCGUAUAUCAGAAAACAGUUUCUUCAUGGUUGCUCCUACCAUCCAACAGGAACGUUGUAUGACGUGGAUGAAGAAAUGGGUGAAGGCUUUGAAAGCGAAUGUACACGUUCAAGAUGUAACUGGAAUGUAUACAGCAUUAGACGUGAUCGGACCUUCAUCUCGAUAUUUGAUGUCAGAUAUUACUGGGAUGUCUAUGGGUAGUCAAGAUUUUCCCACCUUCCAUUGCAAGGAAAUAAACAUUGGAAUGGCUACCGGCAUCCGAGCUAUAAGUGUCACGCAUUGUGGUGAGUUGGGUUGGGUAAUUUAUAUCCCCAAUGAGGUUGCUCAAAAUGUUUACGAACGAAUUCUCGAAGCUGGUGAGGAGUAUAGUAUGCUUCAUGCUGGAUACUAUACUCUAAGACAAUUACGAAUUGAGAAGUUUUACGUUUAUUGGGGUCAGGAUAUCAAUGCCACGGUGACACCAGUGGAGUGCGGAAGAGCUUUUCGUGUAGAUUUCAAAAAAGAUUUCAUUGGGAAGAAAGCCUUAGAACUUCAAUUGGAACGAGGUGUUUCAAAACGUUUUGUGCAAUUGUUGGUUGACAAGCAUGAUAAAGAAACAGAUCCAUGGCCUCAAGGAGGAGAAACAUUGUUCAGAGAUGGAAAGCCAGUAGGUGUUACAACAUCAGCAGCUUACGGAUUCACUCUAGGUUGUCAAGUGUGCAUAGCAUACGUCGAGAACAAGGAUUUCGGUGUUUCGACUGAAUUCAUCCAGCGCGGGAAGUACGAGUUGGACAUUGCAGGGAAACGUUUCCCUAAUAUCGAUACAAAGCCUGCUUUGCAUUUACAUCAAGACUGGACGCACCCUCCUAUUGUUGUGCAGCAACAAGUCAUAACUAAUAAUCACCAAUGUCCUGUAACAGAUGACAUUCGCUUUAGUAUUAUAAAUGCUAUUAGUCAGAAACCAGGCAUAUGGGAUUCACAAAGGGAGAAGACAACUGGACAUAAUAGAAAAGAAUUAUUUGCGGAAGUUACUAGAGAAGUUAAUCAGCAGCAUCAAGUAGAACCUCCACUUAUGCCUGACGAAGUCGAAAAGCAGUGGAAAAAUUUGAAAGAUACUUAUAUUAAAACAAGGAAAAAGCUAACAUAUAAUACUGAUGGCGGCGUAAUACCACCUAAAUGGAAAUUCUAUGGUUCACUAACUUUUCUUGAGUCAUUAAUCAGAAGUAACAAUAAACGACGGUUUGAGGAAGAAGAAGCCAUUUCUAUGUAUUCGUUAAAGUCCAAGCGGUUAAGAGAAGAUGACCUUGAAGACGACGACGAAUACAUGGGAUUCUGUCGUUCAUUAGUUUAUCCAAUGAGAGAAAUAGGAUAUAAAGAUAGGGUGGAAUUAUUAAAACUACAGAAAGCUAUACGUGAUCUAGUCCAUGAUGCUCAAAUGAAUGUUCUGAUAAAGUCUCAGAAUUCGAGGUUUUUAUAG